Gopherus flavomarginatus (Mexican gopher tortoise) is the source of this 517-nucleotide messenger RNA. RefSeq names its product zinc finger protein 560-like. The transcript is spliced from 4 exons. Gene Ontology annotation, biological process: regulation of DNA-templated transcription. The coding region runs from base 11 to 412 and encodes 133 amino acids. The record is from RefSeq and is a predicted model, not a curated record. Lineage: Eukaryota; Metazoa; Chordata; Testudines; Testudinidae.
GGGAAGAGAAAUGGCUGCAGUGGAGUCAGUCCAGGGGCUGGUGACCUUCAAGGAGAUGGCUAUGUAUUUCACCAGGGAAGAGUGGGCUCUGCUGGACCCCACUCAGAGAGCCCUCUACUGGGAUGUCAUGCAGGAGAACUAUGAGACUGUGACCUCGCUGGGCCAGAGAAUAACAUCCAUGUUUCGCUGCAGAUCAUCUCGUCCUCCCAGGGGCAAGGAAAUGGCUGCAAUGGAGCUGGCUCAGGGGCCGGUGACCUUCGAGGAGGUGGCUGUGUAUUUCUCCAGGGAAGAGGGGACUCUGCUGGACCCCACUCAGAGAGCCCUCUACAGAGAUGUCAUGCAGGGGAACUAUGAGACGAUGGUCUUGCUGGGUAAGGAUUCCUGUCCCUUCUGUUCUUGGAAGGGGAAAUGAAGAGUGAAGGUUCAUGCCACCCCCACAAUGCCAUCUGUACCCUGUCCUGUUUCAGCAUCACCCCAAUAGGCCAGUAACAUACAUACUACCAGAGACCCUCCUCUG